GCGUGAGGUCAUAUGUGACGUAUCGUUCCCGGAAACAGACCGGGUCGGAGGGUACGGUGGCUGAGCAGGUAGUCUUCGGUCGGUAGCUCGGUAAAGUCGGCCCGCACCCACCGCUCUCUUUCCUUCUGCGUCUCCCCCGGUGCCGCCGGGCAGCGCGGGCCGGAGCCAGGCGGAGCCAUGUCGCUCCUGCAGUCCGCCCUGGACUUCCUGGCGGGCCCCGGCACCCUGGGGGCCGCCAGCCGCGACCAGAACGACUUCGUGGGGCAGACGGUGGAGAUGGGCGAGAUGAAGCUGCGCAUCAGGCGGGUCAUCGCGGAGGGUGGUUUUGCUUUUGUCUAUGAAGCUCAAGAUCUUGGAAGCGGCAAAGAUUAUGCUUUAAAGCGGUUGUUGUCCAAUGAGGAAGAAAAGAACAAAGCUGUCAUUCAGGAAGUUUGUUUUAUGAAAAAACUUUCAGGUCACCCCAACAUUGUCCAGUUCUGCUCUGCUGCGUCCAUAGGGAAAGAAGAAUCAGACACAGGACAAGGAGAGUUCCUUUUGCUUACAGAAUUGUGUAAAGGACAACUGGUGGAAUUCUUAAAGAAAGUGGAACCCAAAGGACCAAUCUCCUGUGACACAGUUCUGAAGAUCUUUUAUCAGACCUGCCGAGCAGUCCAGCAUAUGCAUAAACAGAAGCCUCCUAUUAUUCACAGAGAUUUAAAGGUAGAGAACUUGCUUAUUAGUAACCAAGGGACAAUUAAACUUUGUGACUUUGGUAGUGCUACUACAGUAGCGUACUAUCCUGACUACAGCUGGUCUGCACAAAAGAGAGCUCUGGUUGAAGAAGAGAUCACCAGGAAUACAACACCAAUGUACAGGACACCAGAGAUGAUAGAUUUAUAUUCAAAUUUUCCAAUCAGUGAAAAGCAGGACAUCUGGGCUUUAGGCUGUAUCCUGUACCUGCUGUGCUUUAGGCAACAUCCUUUUGAAGAUGGAGCUAAACUUCGCAUAGUCAAUGGAAAAUAUGCCAUUCCACAGAAUGACACCCGUUACUCUGUAUUUCAUGAACUCAUCCGCUCCACUUUGAAGGUGAACCCAGAGGAGAGAUUGUCAAUCACUGAACUUGUGAAUCAACUGCAGGAGAUUGCAGCAGCUAGGAAUGUGAAUCCUAAAUCCCCCAUCACAGAGCUCUUGGAACAGAAUGGAGGCUACGGAAACAAUGCUCAGCCUCGAAUAUCUGUGACCUCUGUUUCACAGAGCUCCAAGCCUGCAGGACAGCUCAAUAAUAUAUACAAUGCAGGCCUGACCGUUGCGGAAUGUGACCAGACUUAUGGAGGAUUCUUUGAUAUUCUGAGGGGAGGAACAGAGCGAUUUUUCACUAAUAUUAAGGAUACCUCUUCUAAAGUUAUCCAGUCUGUGGCCAAUUAUGCAAAAGGAGACUUGGAUAUAUCAUACAUCACUUCCAGAAUUGCAGUGAUGCCCUUUCCAGCUGAAGGUGUAGAAUCUGCCAUCAAAAAUAACAUAGAAGAUGUGCGGUUAUGUCUGGACUCCAAACAUCCUGGGCACUAUGCUGUGUAUAAUCUUUCUCCAAGAACGUACAGACCUUCACGAUUCCAUAACAGAGUUUCUGAAUGUGGCUGGCCAGCAAGACGAGCACCAAGUCUGCAGAAUCUUUAUAGUAUAUGCAAGAACAUGCAUUUGUGGCUGAAACAAGACCAGAAAAAUGUUUGCAUCGUGCACUGCUUAGAUGGAAGAGCAGCAUCUGCUGUUGUAGUUUGUUCUUUUCUGUGUUUCUGUCGUCUCUUCACUACUGCUGAGGCUGCAGUUUAUAUGUUCAGUAUGAAACGCUGUCCUCCUGGCAUAUGGCCUUCUCAUAAAAGAUACAUUGAAUACAUGUGUGACAUGAUGGCUGAAGAACCCAUUAUUCCACACAGCAAGCCAAUCCUGGUCAGAUCCAUCAUCAUGACUCCAGUUCCUCUGUUCAGUAAGCAGCGUAAUGGCUGCAGGCCUUUUUGUGAAGUUUAUGUAGGGGAUGAGAGAGUAACCACUACCUCCCAGGAAUAUGACAAAAUGAAGGAGUUUAAAAUUGAAGACGGGAAAGCAGUAAUUCCAUUGGGUAUAACAGUUCAAGGAGAUGUUCUCAUUGUUAUCUAUCAUGCCAGGUCAACACUAGGAGGCCGACUACAAGCCAAGAUGGCUUCUAUGAAGAUGUUUCAGAUUCAGUUCCACACAGGCUUUGUGCCCCGAAAUGCCACCACAGUGAAAUUUGCGAAGUAUGAUCUGGAUGCCUGUGACAUUCAAGAAAAAUAUCCUGAUUUAUUUCAAGUCAAUCUGGAAGUGGAGGUGGAGCCCAGAGAUAGGCCUAGCUGUGAACAGCUGCCGUGGGAUAACAUGAAUAUAAAGGGACUGAAUCCCAAGAUUCUUUUCUCCACUCGAGAGGAACAACAAGAAAUUUUAUCAAAAUUUGGGAAACCAGAGCUACCAAGACAGCCAGGUUCAACUGCGCAAUAUGAAGCAGAAGCAUCCCAGCUGGAACUGUCCUCGGAAAGUGCACCUACUGAGACAGAAUCCCCACACAGCAGUGGUACUGAUGCAAAUAACUUCUUUCAUUCUCUGGAUUGGAAAGAAGGAAGAAGUCCGGAAAGUGGAGUAGAUGAUAACUCGUCUAAAAAUGAUCAUGUUCAACUAUCUGAUGAGAGAGAAGAGAGCGAUCCCUCAGAUGAGGAGUUCCCUACAUUUCCAGCUGAAGAAAGGGCAGUAAUUGUUGAUGAGGGAGACUCUGUUACCCAGGAAGGAGAGAUGCUUUUUGAAGCUGGUUUUGAAACUCCACCCGCGCUAUUACAAAAAUCUCUCACUGAAGAGAAUGUAGAUUUGCUGGGGCUGAACUCUGACACUUCACCAGAACAGAAACAACCUAUCUUGGAAAUAAAUUCAUCAUCAAGUAAUGCUGCCUUGUUGAACAAUCUUUUUGUGAGUGGUGCAUCGCAGGUUUCAGAAGAGCCCACUGGAGAUCUUCUUGGACAAGGAACAGAUUUCUUUUUCAGCAGUCAGUCUCAGCAUCUAGCUGCUACUCAGAAGACUUCAGCAGCAGCUGUGUCUUCAGCUGAUCCUUUUGACCCAUUUACAAUGUCAUCGAGUUCUGAGAAUUCAGCGCUGUCUGGCCCAGACCUUUUUGGGGAUUUACUUAAUCCAAACGCAACAUCUACAGCAAAUACGUUUCCUUCUACACAUAGUUCACUUCCACCUUCGUCCAGUUCAGAUUUCUUAAAUUUAGGAAAUUUGACACCAGAGCCACCUAAAAUAUCAUCUUCUACGAGUCAUCCGGAUCUUUUAGGUGGAUGGGAUUCUUGGGCUGAUUCUUCUACAGCUAGCAGUGUAGCAUCUCCACAGUUGAAGUCUCUUUUUGAAGGUCAAGUUUUUACCACAGGGAGCCAGUCCAGUGUGUCUUCAGGUUUGUCUUUCAGCCAGGCUAAAUCUCAGAACUUUGAUCCUUUUGCUGAUCUUGCCAAUCUUGGAUCUAGUCUUCCAGGUUCCUCCACAGGUGGAUUCUCCACUAGUGGGUUUGCUCAGAAAACUGUUCCAUCUCAGAAGUCAGGAAGUCAGUGGCAGAAACCCACAAAACCACAAAGUACUUCAUGGCAGUCCCAGACUAAAUCUAGCACACAAGCUAAACCUAAUUACACAGUGAACUUCAGUGUUAUUGGAGGACGAGAAGAAAGAGGAGUCAGAACCCCAAGCUUUGGUCAAAAGCCAAAAGUUUCAGCCAAUGACUUUGAGGAUCUCUUAUCUAAUCAAGGGUUUUCAGCAAAAUCUGAUAAAAAGGGACCAAAAACUAUUGCUGAGAUGAGGAAACAAGAAAUGUCUAAGGAUAUGGACCCCUUGAAACUGAAGAUUCUUGAGUGGAUUGAAGGAAAGGAGAGAAAUAUCAGAGCAUUAAUAUCUACUCUUCAUACAGUGCUUUGGGAAGGGGAAAAUAAGUGGAAACCAGUUAGCAUGGCAGAUCUAGUAACUCCUGAACAAGUGAAGAAGUACUACAGGAAAGCAGUGCUUGUAGUUCAUCCAGAUAAGGCGACAGGACAACCUUACGAGCAGUAUGCCAAAAUGAUCUUCAUGGAAUUGAGUGAUGCGUGGUCAGAAUUCGAAAACCAGGGGUUGAAGUCCCUCUUCUAAAGUUCGUCUUUUUUGAACUACUUCCGAAAACUGGAGCUGAGCGUGGUGGUGGCCUGUUCACCUAUGAUUUAUGAAGUGCUUUUCCAUGAUUUCAGCACAGUUUGCAGUACACACUUAAAUGUGAUGAUGUAUUUUGUAAGACGUAAAGUACAAAGCAUUACGUAGAGGUAUUAAGAAAACAGCUGCUCAGUUCUUGAAGAAAUCAUGGUCUGGGGAUAAAGAUUUUCUUUCAGAUUUUAUAUAUUGCAUAAUGGAAUUUUCCCACGGUCUCUGGUACACUCGUAUCAGUUCUAAUUCAUUCCGAUUCUAUUGAUCUUUGCUUUCCUUUUCCCUUCCACACUUUUGUUUAUUUUUUCAGUAGUUUUGUGAUUCAAUUUUGAUGUUUUGUGCCUGGCACCUUAUUUGAAGUGCUUUAGUUAUCAACAGUGAAUUUCUUUGGCUUGUUUCAAAUCUGAAGGUGUAAAUUUUCAUCUGUGUUUUCUGUAAUCAAUCUGAUAAUCAUUCUGUAAAUAUUUUUCUGACAAUACCUGUGUUCUUUACAAUAAAUUAAUAGUUUAGCCAAAAAGACCUCAAUUGUGGGGAAAGUCAACCAGGGUUGUUCUUGUUUUUUUUUAAUUUUUUUUAUUAUUCUUUACAUUAUGAAUCUAGAAACAAAUCUUGGCUUUAAGGUCUGCAUGUUCUUGCUAUUUUGUUAUUUAUUAUGAACCUUUGGAAGGUAUUACUCUUACCAGUGCUCAUUUUACUAAUUCUUCAAAUGAUAUCCUUUUCUUCUGAUUUCAGUGGAACAUGCCUUCCAUUGGACUUAAGAUACUCCGAGAGAAAUGUUCUUUUGAGACUUGAUGUGUAAGCACAAAACAUUUUGCUCUGUUUUGAUUUCUUACGAGAAAGCUACAUUACUUGUUACCAUGUAGAGAGUAUUUAGUGUUUGAACACAUUUUGCUGCAUGUCUGAAUUUCUGUGUUUUGAGAUAUGCAUGACAUCAGUGUAUGUGUAAACAGGGAUAUAUUGGUAGUGUUGUAUUUCUGCUCAUCUCCCUUCCAUGCAGAAGCUAGUACAAGAUGAGCUAGUACAACUUGAGAACAGAACUUGAGAACUUGCCAUGUUUUUCAUCCGUAUUCAGAUAGCAGCUAUUCACUUGAUCUGGGGUAGAUGAAUACAACUGACCAAUGACUGUUAUGCUCUGUACAAUAGCAAAAUGCAAUCCUCAAAUCAAGUUUGAAAAUGUCAAAAAUCAGUAAUGUUGUAUUAAAGCUUGGUAGCAGUCUCUUGAAACAGUGUAGUUUGGCAUUCAGAUGGUGAAAGUAUUUCAAUCUUGAAAUCUUACCUGUUUUUCAUGCUUAACUGAGAGGGAAGCUGUAACAACCAAAGGUAAAAUCAGCUGAGCGGCAUCUGAACAGGAAAAAAAUAUUCUAAUGCCACCUGGAUAGUGUGUUGGAUGCAGUUUUCCACUGCCAAGCCAGUGACAUAGAGACUUGUGAGUACAAGGUACAAGUCAGUCUCUAAGCUCUGACACGUUUAACUACUUACAUGCAGGCUUUCAUCAACAGAGUAUGUGUAUUCGCAUAUAUAUUUCAGCUACUGUGAUUUUUCUUGAAGUUGGAAGUCAGUAACAGCUAUGGAUCAGGAAGGUUAUAUGUUAUUCAGAGUAACAGUUGUUGUUCAGUUGUGGUUUUGAAGCAGUCAGAAAGCAAGAAAUCCAAUGAGACUUAAGAAUUUUUUCCCCUUGGGACUGCUCUAUUGUCUGCAUCAGUGGUCUGCAUCGUUAGAAAACAAAGGCUUGUGGCAGGAUACAUGUUGGAGACCUGCACGUUUUUUUACAGUUCUAAAGUAAACUAUAUAUAGUAAUAAGUUAAAAAACAUAGACAUGUAAUGACUGCACUCCCGUAUACAGCUGAGAGAAAAUCUUUCUAAAGGAGCUGCUUUCUCGUAAGGAAAAAAUAUAAAGUCUGCUUUAAAAGUCCAUAUCACUUUCAACACUUACAAGAAACUAAACUGAGACAUAUUUUUGUGCUCUUCUUGAACUGUAUACAAUUGAAAAAAAAAAACAGAAAACACAGAAGUUUUGGAGGAAAAUAUCUUCCUCUGUGCUUUGCUUGCUUGGUAGUAUUUCUUGUAUAAUUACAUUUCUCUUGUUUUCUUGGUCCACUCUUGCUCAAGAAAGCUUUUGGAAACAUCAGAGAAGAACCUUAGGAUUUCAAGUGAGCAGGGAAAAAUGAGUGUGUUUUAUAUGGAACUGAAAACUUCUGCAAAUUGAUUCCCCCUUUUAAAUACCAUGGAAACUCAUGAAAUUUGGCUCAUGGAAUAAUCCUCAGCCAUUUGUACAGGAGCCCUUAAAUUACAGCUUACUCAGCUCUGGUCUUCAGCAAAGGAGCUGUCUGGUCCAUCUACCCUGAUCCUUUCUGCUUGCUUGAGUUCUGGUGUGAGGAAUCUGGGAGAGGCUCAGAGUUCAGUAAAAUUCUGAAGUUUGCUUAAAAGGAUUUACUGAAAUCUGUCUCUUUCACAUCCUUGUGUUCGACUAAGUUAAAUGACACAGUUAAAAAGUAAAUCAGAAUGUUUAAAUUGUCAAGAUUGAAGUGAUGGACUCAGUAUAGCUGUGUUUUCAGCGUAGAAUAAAGGAGGAAGAAGACUGCUAAAGGAGCUUCAUAGUUGAAGGCUAAACUAAAUUUUCUAAAUUAUGUGAAUGUGGGAAGAGGGAAGUUAAAUUGUAUAUACGCUUACACUGGCUCCCAAUAGUAGUAUUAAAUUAGAAGACAAUUUGGAAGAAGAAAGUCUAAGAAUUCUAUUUGAAUUCAUCUUAAAACAGUAAUAAGAAAAUGAUGAAAGAAAAAGAAAAAGCUCAGACUGUAAUAGGGGCUUUUCCCUUCCUCAUUCUCAUUGUUAAUUGAGAGCUAUAUGGGAUAAGGCUGCAUCCAGUCCAUUACGCAAACAUUCCACUAUAGCUGUGUUCCUAAUGUCUGUGAGCUGGAAAGCUUUUCAGAGUAGGUUGCAGGAAAAUUGAUUUAAGCUAAUAUUUGUAAGUGUGAAUCUUUUCUGGCUGUGAAAAUGCACAGUUUCCAUUCAUGCUUAUUGUUCAUUGCACAGAUCUUGAAAUGUUGAAAUGGGUCUUGAAAGCUAGGCUUUUUGUCUGCUACUGCUGAUUGCAAAGUUUGAGGUAAAUCCUAGUAUUGAGGGUAUGCUGGAGUUAUAACACUUGUAUUGUGAAGCAUUUCUUCAAUUCUUGCAACAGGUCAUGAUGCCUUCUGGCCUAUGUUUAUUGUUACUCCAUAAUGACAAACUGUUGAUACUGUUCCUUCGUUGCAGUCUUCCAAGAUCCAGUUCUUAAAAUUGAGUAGGUUGACAUGGUAAUAUUUAGAGCAAAGAAAAACGUGCAACAGAGAUUAAGGGAAGAGUAGAGAAGGACAUCCGGAUUAUAACUGUACUAUAUCACAAAUGUUGUUUUCUAAUUCUCCCUUUACUGACCUGUCCCUACUUAUCCCUAAUAAAGACAGGUCUAGAGUGGUAGGUCUGUUGUCUGCAGUUCCAACCCUUUUAGAAGUGCUCCUGCCUGGUUAUAGACAAGUGGCAGUAACCAGGUGCUUGGUGUUUUUUGCAGAAGUUUCUAUAAAGUAGGGCCUAUGAAAUGGUAGGGUAGAUUUCCACUAGUUAAUUCUGAAUUAAGUUGCUUAUAUUACAUUGUUGUUAGGUGUGGAGAGUCUGGCAACUUCUCUUACAGAAUAGAAAUCUGCAAAGAAGAGAAUUGGUGUUAAGAGUGCACGUGGCUAGGACCUACCAAAUGGAGAAGACUGAUGUUUGUCCAUGUUGGGGAAAAUCACUUGGUGUCUUUAACGUUGUGCAUGCAUGUCCUGUGCUUCCUAGUGCUGUCAGAUUUCCUUGAACUUAGCAGCAGGGAAGAGAAAUAAAAGCAAGCGGUUAAGCAUUUACAUUCCUAUUAAAUCACAGAGUUGAGCUCUGUGUUGUGAGUGGAUACAGGUUUCCAGGCAUCGAGUCUGGGAGGAGAAGUUCCUCUUCAUUAUUGUCACUUAAGUAAAGUUCAGAUAGUUUGCUAAUUAGUCAUAGCUUCCUUCAGCACUGUUGUAGCCUUUCCAUUCUGUAUAUGUUGAUUAAGAACAUUUCCUUGGAACAGUGGCAAAUUCUUUGGCAUUACACCUGUGAAGGUAAUCAGUAUGCAUGGAAAAAUGCCUUGUUUUACCUCCAUUUUCAAGUUGAUUGUAGAAAGUCCUUCUAAAGCCGUUUGCCAAGCACAGAGUAGCAGCUCCUUUCUGAAUGCAGACCAUCUCAAAGCUGCAUGCAAGGGAUUAACAUUUUGCACGAACCAAAGCAGAAGCUGAGGGUAACUGCCAUCUCAGCUGCCCUUUGGGAUCGCUGGACUGCACGGAGCACUCAGCUCCCCUGGCCAGCCUGCAGUUUCUCAGCAGUGUCAGUACACUUGAGAGGUUAUUGGCCAUUGCUUUCUUUGCUGCUCACAGGAAAAUUUCAGGGGAUACAUAACUGUGGAACUUUGUUGCUCCUUAGCUCUGUCUUUGUCUUAACAGUUGCAAUGAAUGCUUUGUAAAUAGAUUCAGAAUAGUUCUGUACAGUUGCUCGUGCUCUGAAUCUGACGUUUUCUGUCAAGAACUUGCGGGUGGCUGACCUGCAGAAGCUGUGGAAGGAAUGUAUGAUUUCCCAUCACCUGAGUCUGUUUCUGGUGCAGAGCAGCUCUAGCUACCAGCAUGCAGUGACUGAGAGCAGAGGCGGACUCAGCUGAGCUGUGGUUCUCAGCUUGGUGAAUCUCAGUGUUUGCUUGCUCUGUUUGGGUGAGCUCAUUGUUAGCUGCAGUUUAGACUGCAUUGAACUUCAGACAUACACUCCAGAAAUUUACAUUCAGUCAUUUUUAUGAAGGAUACAUUGUGACAUAAAUGCUUUUAUUACCAAAAGAGGAUUAAGAGGCAUUGUGAGAACUCCUGAAACUCUUUAGUGGAAUGUACUGUAUUUUUGCAAUGUAGACUUCUAGAAGCAUUCGUCACCUCUUUGUGAGGACUUAGCUUGCUCCGAGGUCCUUGCUGUAGUUAUGUACUUGUGAUUGUACUUUCUAUACCUGUGAUUUUUUUCAGUUGUGUGGAAGGACAGAACGUAUACUGAAGUCCUAUUUUUUGCCAUCUUUCUGGAAAUGCAAUGUACUGAGUAAUUUUGCUACUAGUAAAAUGGAAAUCUAUAUACCUGUAUGUAUAUAAAGGCAAUAUAAUCAAAUUAAACAUUGUUUAAAAAUAGAUUUAAUGUUUGGCACAAUGUCCUUGAACAGAAUAUUUUGCUUUGAAAUGUAUUAUGACUUAAUCAGUGAUCAAUUAAAACAAAGAGUGACUUGA
This is a messenger RNA of Numida meleagris (helmeted guineafowl), 9488 nucleotides long. It is a transcript of the gene GAK, whose product is annotated as cyclin G associated kinase. The transcript has 28 exons. Bases 178 to 4146 code for a protein of 1322 amino acids. Gene Ontology annotation, molecular function: ATP binding; protein serine/threonine kinase activity; AP-2 adaptor complex binding. The record is from RefSeq and is a predicted model, not a curated record. Gene Ontology annotation, cellular component: cytoplasm. NCBI's taxonomy places the organism in Eukaryota, Metazoa, Chordata, Aves, Galliformes, Numididae. Gene Ontology annotation, biological process: regulation of clathrin-dependent endocytosis; positive regulation of Notch signaling pathway; protein phosphorylation.